GUUCUCUCUUCCACCAAUAAAAACUGGGCGCCACCAUAUAACUGAAAAAAUGUUGAGUGUGGCAGAAAACAUCGAGAGAGAAAAAUCAAAGUGGAUCAUACGGGGAAUUGGGUCACGUGUUCAAUCAAGCAUUUCGGUCGCCAUGACAGUUGGGGUAAAGGAGAAACAAUUGUUUACAUUAGACUAGAAAACUGCAAUCAUGGUCAAGGGAUGUUGUGUACAUGGCUGCACAGCGAACAGUUCAUCAAACUCAGAUAGAAACUUCUUUAUUAUACCAAAAGAGUCGAAUCGAAGAGAAAGAUGGCUUCGAGCAAUUAAUCGGGCCCAUGUGAACGAAGACGGAAGCGUCGAUCAGAAUAAGUUGUGGGCUCCAACAUCGGGGCAUAACUACGUGUGUUCUGCCCAUUUUGUAUCUGGUAAAAAAGUAAAUGACCCUUGUCAUCCUGACUUUGUGCCCUCGGUAUUUCCUCAAAAUGAGGAUUCUGCCUUCAGCAAAUCCUCGAAGAAAGUGGAAAGGUACAAGCGUACCUUGAAGCGACAUAUUGCAGAAACAGAGUCUGGAGGACAGAAGGUCACUGCCAGAAAGAAGCUUAAACUACUUGACCAGCAGUCACCUGAAUAUCAUAAAAGAACUUUGAGUGAACAUUCAUAUGUUAAAAACCUACAGAUAGAUAUUGACGAACACUCAGGCGAAGUGAAUUGUGAUGAGUCUUGUGAUUAUUAUCCAAACAGUGUGUCUGUUCAAACUGAUAUCCUUCCCAUAAGACAACCUUUAGAGGAGUCAGAGAGGUAACAGCUGUACGAGGAAAUCGCAAACUUAAGGCAGGAGAGAGAUGAAGCUUUGGCGAGAAACUUGUUAGUGCAAGUACACUUAAUUCCAAUUCUGUGGAGGGAAACGGCGAGGCAUGUAAAAUGAUAACUGGCAUUUCAUGGGGAGUAUUCCUUCAUCUUUUCAACUUUCUGUCCACAUUUAUAAAACACUCAGCAGCAAGUACCAUUCCACCCAAGGAACAGUUGUUUCUAACCUUGAUAAAACUGCACCAUAAUUUGACUUUUGAAUUUCUUGCUCAUGCAAAAGGCAUACCGAAAUCAACAACUGUUGGUUAUUUUUGGAAGUGGAUGGAUAUAAUGCAUACUAAGCUAGACUUUUUAAUUCGAUGGUCAGACCGAGAGAUAAUACACAGAACAAUUCCAACUGUAUUCAAGGCAAAGUUUCCUCGACUGACCUCUAUCAUCGAUUGUUUUGAGAUUUUUAUUGAAGCACCGAAGAACCUCCUCGCCCGUGCACAGUGUUACAGUAAAAUACAAGAGACAUACUACCAUUAAGUGUUUCAUUUCGUGCAACCCACUCGGAGCAAUCAACUUUUUGUCAAAAUGCUGGGGUGGAAGAGCAUCAGACUUAGAAAUAGUUAGAAAUUCUGGAUUUAUUGACUCUCAGUUACAUUCUCCAGGAGACCAAAUUUUAGCAGACAGGAUUUACCCUUGCUGAUGACUUUGCUGCACAGUGCAGUGCAGAGUUAAUCACUCCAGCUUUCACUAAACGGAAAAAACAGCUGUCUGCUAGGGAAGUGGAAAUCUCAAGGAAAGUUUCAUCUGUGAGAAUACACAUUGAGCGAGUAAUAGGAUGUAUGAAAAACAGAUUUAGCAUCCUGAAAGGUACUUUUUCUAUUCGCUGUAUUCAAAGCUUAAAGAAUGAGAAGUUGGAUGCAUCCUAUGCCAGCUGUGACAAAAUUUUAACUGUGUGUGCUGCCCUCACCAAUUUGGAACCAAGCAUUGUUUUUCAAGAGUAAUGCAUGUGAUUGUGUGACAGAGACAAGACCAUUAUUUUUUUCAAUUUUUAAUUUCUUUCAUGAAUAAUUCAAUAUGAUUGUGACAAUGACGAAACAUCAUUUUUCAAUCUGGAAUAAAUUAAUUGCAAUAUGAA
Molecule: messenger RNA, 1924 nt
Organism: Ostrea edulis (European flat oyster)
Lineage: Eukaryota; Metazoa; Mollusca; Bivalvia; Ostreida; Ostreidae
Product: THAP domain-containing protein 11-like
Exons: 3
Coding region: 200-793 (197 amino acids)
Source: RefSeq, a predicted model, not a curated record